AUGCCUCAUUCUCCUCUCUCAUUCAAACUUAUUACCUUUUUUCACCUUCUUCUCACCCUUUCGGGUGCCUCUCUCGCCGCGGUCGGCCACCAUCGUCGCCCUCGUUUUAGCCCUCAUAACUAUAGAGACGCGCUCGCCAAAUCUAUCCUCUUCUUCCAAGGCCAGAGGUCCGGGAAGCUCCCUCCAAGCCAGAAGAUGGCUUGGAGGAAAGACUCCGGUUUAUUUGAUGGCUCAACAAUGAACGUUGAUUUGGUUGGUGGGUACUAUGAUGCUGGGGAUAAUGUGAAGUUUGGGUUUCCUAUGGCUUUUAGUACCACCAUGCUUUCAUGGAGUGUGGUUGAGUUUGGUGGGGUUAUGAGAGAUGAACUCAAUAAUGCUAAAGAAGCUAUUCGUUGGGCCACUGACUAUCUCCUCAAAGCCACUGCUCUUCCGGACACUGUUUUUGUUCAGGUGGGGGAUGCUAACAAGGACCAUGCUUGUUGGGAGAGGCCAGAAGACAUGGACACACCAAGAACAGUGUUGAAAAUAGACAGGAACUCCCCUGGUUCUGAUGUGGCAGCUGAAACUGCAGCUGCUCUUGCUUCUGCUUCAAUAGUGUUCAGAACAUCCGAUCCCUCCUACUCCAAGCUGUUGAUUAAAAGAGCCAUAAGGGUGUUCGAGUUUGGUGAUAAGUACAGAGGAUCCUACAGCAAUGGACUCAAAGAUUUCGUCUGCCCUUUCUACUGCUCUUUCUCUGGUUAUCAAGAUGAGCUGCUGUGGGGCGCUGCUUGGCUACACAGAGCUACAAAGAAUGGUAGCUACUUGAAUUACAUUCAAGAGAAUGGGCAGAUUCUUGGAGGUGGAGAGCUUGACAACACUUUUGGUUGGGAUAAUAAGCAUGUUGGAGCAAGAAUUCUUCUUUCCAAGGCUUUCUUAAUCCAAAAUGUGAAGUCUCUUCGUGAUUAUAAAGGACAUUCUGAUAAUUUUAUAUGUUCUCUUGUACCGGGCGCUCCUUUCUCCUCUGCUCAAUACACCCCAGGAGGUCUUUUAUAUAAAAUGGGUGACAGCAACAUGCAGUAUGUGACCUCAACCUCAUUUCUACUCUUAACCUAUGCCAAGUACCUAACCUCUGCUCACACAACCGCCCACUGCGCCGGCCGCACCAUCACACCCAAUGCUCUACGAGCCAUUGCCCAGAAACAGAUCGAUUACCUGCUGGGAGAGAAUCCAUUGAAGAUGUCAUACAUGGUCGGAUAUGGCGGCCGCUACCCGCAGAGAAUCCACCACAGAGGCUCGUCGCUGCCGUCGAUUGCAGAGCAUCCAGCCAAGAUCGACUGCUCCUCCGGCUUCUCCGCCAUGGAUUCCAAUUCCCCCAACCCUAACGUGCUCGUCGGCGCGGUGGUCGGAGGGCCAGAUCAGAACGACGGGUUUCCAGAUGAGCGAUCGGAUUACGAGCAAUCCGAACCGUCCACUUACAUUAAUGCCCCGCUGGUCGGUUCUUUAGCCUAUUUUGCGCACUCCUUUGGGCAGCUCUAGGCCUCUGCUUUUGCUGGGAAAUGUUCACAAUCAUAAUGCUACCAAAACCCUAAACUAACGGUUUAAAUCCGAAUAUAACCGUAAUAACUACUACUUUAUAUGGUUAAAUUUUUUAAUUUUCCGAA
Messenger RNA from Cucurbita pepo subsp. pepo (vegetable marrow), 1640 nucleotides. RefSeq names its product endoglucanase 17. Gene Ontology annotation, biological process: carbohydrate metabolic process. Gene Ontology annotation, molecular function: hydrolase activity, hydrolyzing O-glycosyl compounds. Lineage: Eukaryota; Viridiplantae; Streptophyta; Magnoliopsida; Cucurbitales; Cucurbitaceae. The record is from RefSeq and is a predicted model, not a curated record.